Messenger RNA from Athalia rosae (coleseed sawfly), 6400 nucleotides. RefSeq names its product insulin-like growth factor-binding protein complex acid labile subunit (gene ltl). Lineage: Eukaryota; Metazoa; Arthropoda; Insecta; Hymenoptera; Athaliidae. Gene Ontology annotation, molecular function: protein binding. Gene Ontology annotation, cellular component: extracellular matrix. The record is from RefSeq and is a predicted model, not a curated record. Bases 1213 to 3075 code for a protein of 620 amino acids. The transcript is spliced from 8 exons.
AGAGCUUGGCGCGCUAAUGCUACCACCGUCUUCAGAGAGUAAACAGAACCAGUAGCAAAAGCAGCAGCGGCAGCGCGAGAGUCACGACGAGUGGUGUUGGAGCCAGCUCGAGAGUGCGAGAAGUUCCAGUCAGUCUCUGACAGCCCGUUGGUGGAAUUGUGUAACUCGCGACCCCGUCGCGAAAAUUCGUUUUCCCAUUCGUUCUCGUUCGUUUUCAUUCGUAAUAACACACACCCCCCUCCCCCCCCGGGGGACGACGGAUCAAUCGUUUCGAGUUUUCCACCGCGAGUUCUCCCACAGUGUUCUCCCAAAGCACGCGCUUUUUCCGUGCUUUUCGGCUAUGGUGUACGUGUACGUGCGUGUGUGAGCGUAUCUCUUCUCAUUUCCGUUUCUACUUUUUUUAUUUUUUGGGUUUUUCCCUCUUUGCUCUUCGGUUAAUUACUACGCUUCGUUUGUAUACGAGGAACGGUACACGACCGUUCCACCCUGCGCGCGCUACUAUACACGAAACUCGAACCCAAAGGACUUUUACCACCUUCGAUCGAUGGUUCGAUGAAGCUGCCAAUUGUCGUGCGUUCAACGUAUCGUCGCCGGACCUAAUCGAAGAAAAAUACCAAUUCUUGAAUACUCCGCUCCAAAGGGAACGACGUGUGAACUAUCGUCGGCGAGAACCGAGUGCGAUCCGCUCCCGAGGGAAGAUCGUCGCCGAAGUGAAAUUGGAACCAGUGGGUCUUCGCACGAGAAAGAAGAAAAAUCUCAAAUAGCGCGCGAUUCGAAUAUCGCCUCGUGCAAGUUUACGGCCGAACCCCGGACGUCGGACCUUCCGCGAGAAACGAUAGUAGCCACCGGCGAUUCUGAGGCGCAAUCGACACCCUUACCUACGGCACCGCGGAAGAUCGUCGUACGGUCGUUGGUUUUCGCAGCCGGUGGAGGCAUCGGAAAGCACAGCGUGGUGCCAAUAGGACCGGCGCUAGUGCGUUCGAAUGUCCGAUUGUCGGAUCGAGUCGAGCUCCCGCUCGACUGCUGCCGCAAGUCGUUUGUCCCCUGAGUGUCAGGGUCAGUGGAACGUCGCAUCGUUUGCCGUCGUUAUCGAGGAGUCCGUAUUCUAGGUCUAGGUAAAACGUCGAUCUGUUCAGGGUCGCGCGAACGAAUCCCUGAAACAAUCCAUUCUAUCCGAACUAAGCGAAGACAGGAGGCCGAACAGACUCUUGGAUGGUGGCAUUACCCACCUCAGUCCUAAUCAUGUCCGGGCUUUUGUACACCCUUUUGGGACUUGCGGCUAGUUCGACGUUGCAUUGUGCGGUACGUCGGGAAAUAAGUCCGUGCACGUGUCGCCGCCAGGAGCUGGCGACCUCAACGACGAGCCAUGGAAAUGGAAGCCCAACAACAACGGAACUCAUACGCGUCGAAUGCGAACAAAUGCAGUCGUUCACCCAAGUUGCCGAAGCACUCCGCGGGAGAUUCAUACCGGAGCAACAGAUCACCCUUAGAGUCGCCUACUCGCAUCUACAGGACAUCUCGAGGCACGACUUCAAAGAACUACGAAUGACGAUUACCAACCUCCAGCUGAAUUACAACAAUAUCGGAGUUCUGGACGGAGAAGCCUUCGCCGGCCUUGGAAGGACGAUGUAUUUCAGUCUUGCCGACAACGAAGUACCCGCCAUACCGAAACACGUGUUACUGCACUUGCCCUUACUGCGUACCUUUGACAUCGGACGCAACAGAAUAAUGCGUGUAGAAGCGGACGAUUUCAAGUACAAUCCUGGAAUCCAGUACCUCGUUCUUGCCGGUAAUUCUUUAACAGAACUCGAUCCUGGCUCUUUGCCACCACUUCUGAAGCAUCUUCAUCUGGGAAGAAAUAAAUUGGAUUCUCUGAACCGAACGCUGAGAGAUCUGAAUCAACUGGAAUGGCUGUUCUUGAAUGAUAACGAGCUUACGACUUUAGACGGCGAAUUAUCGACAGUGGGACGUAAUUUGAAAAUGCUCCAUGUCUCCAAUAACAAGUUGACCCAUCUGCCGCCCGAAUUCCGGCUUUUACAUCGCUUGGAUGCUCUGUUUCUACACAAUAACAGAAUACGAAGUUUAGACGGAAGAUUACAAAAAGCACGUCACUUGGAAAGGCUAACGCUUUACUGCAACGAACUAGAAGAGCUAUCGGAAGACGACUUCACGGAAGCGGAAAGUUUAGAGGAUCUCCAAUUAGGUCAUAAUUCCAUAAAAUCCCUUGGACGAGGUAUUGGGAACGAGAACGGGAACAGUGCACUAUUAUCCCUACGUUCUUUGAGAUGCCUCAAUUUAACUCAUAACGAACUACGUGAAUUUUCAUUUUCCGAUUUACGCGGGCUGCGUAAACUACAUCUCGUUGACCUGUCUCACAACAGGAUCGCGGAACUGGUCAAGGGGAGAACUGCUACUGAGAACCUAGUAGAGUUGGAAGGUGAAGAGAUCGCGGGUGCCAGUAUACAGGAAUUACGACUGCAGCACAAUAAAUUGAGCAGUCUCGAAGGCUCUUUAUUCAUGGGCAUGGUAUCGCUCCAGAGAUUAAAUCUGAGCCACAACGCGCUAGGGCCAGCUCUUGGUCCGCGCGAUCUCAAGGGCCUCGACGCUCUUCGUGUCUUGGACAUAUCGCACAAUUCCCUAACGACGCUCGAGGAUACAAGCGAGACAUGGUUGCCGUCGCUCGAAGAGCUCAACGCUUCCCACAACCGCCUUGUAGUGCUAUCGGAAAAUGAUUUUCGAGGUCUUCCGAUCCUCUGCUGGGCAGACAUGAGCGCGAAUCGAAUACGAUCGCUAGCGACGGACCUUGUCGCGAACACCAGAUGCACCGUGCACGGCGUACCUGACGUACUGCGCAUAUAUCUUCAAGAUAACCCAGUGCUGUGCGAUCCGAGCCUCGACAAUCUCACAGUUGCCCUUGAGGUAAAUCAUGCCAAGGUCUACGGGGUAGCCAGCGACUGUCCGACAACGGUAGCGACGACGCAGAGUACGCCGACAUCCCCUUUGCCGCCACUUCCGCCAACUUUAUUUCUGACCGUUGCUGGUGGUAACGUAUCCUUUGCUGCCACGCUUGAAUAAUUUAUUGAAAUUAUAUGCGAUUCCGUAAGACCUACGUACCUACCUAGUCGAGACCUCACAUUUUUACAAUAAGGGCUAAACGUGGGCUAAUUGCGAUGGAUCCACUACAUUCACCUCCGUAUAAGGGCGUAUAAUAUCUCACGGACGUAAUUGAUGUAUUUAUGCCUAGUAUUUACUCUUCAUUCACGAAUAAUUAUAGAUUAGAAUUGAUGAUUUUAUAUAUGUUUAAAUCACAGAGAAUCUAAACAAGCGAUAUAUAUGCAGUUGCGCGUAAAAUGUGCCCCUUGUUACCGCGUUAAAUUGCGAACUCUAAUGAUAAUCCAACUGUGAGAGAUGGGCGUAAAGAUUGCACAAGGAAUCAGUGAAAGAAAGAACGAUUACGCACAAUGAAACGAUCGGGAUGUAUGAAAGUAAUGUCUCUCAUCGGCUGGGUAAAAUUUUUGUUAGAAAGUUCAGAAUGAAAUUGAAAGUGAUAGGUGAAAGAGCACGCAAGUUGGCAUUUUACGUCCAAAUGUGAAUUUUGAUCCGAAUAUAAUAUUUACAUGAUAUUUGCGCAGAAUUCAUAAGCAUUGAGCAAAAAUUUUUUUAUUUUCCCAGUAUUACCGUUCACUCUAUGUACUUUCAAAAGUAACGUACCAGUAGCACAGUGUAUGUACAGAAUGUAGAAGAGAAAAAUUUUUAAAAUACUAUCGCGUUUAUUUUUUUUGAAGCUCUGAAAAACAGACAUCUCGCGAUUACCCAUCUUUCAAUAACCGGAAAUGAGAAGAAGAGAAUAGUUUAAUUAACGCAAACUGCAGAAAGAGAGAAGCGCUUACCCCAUUAAGGGUAAGGACUAAAGACUUCCGUCGAGCUUGUGCAGAACUUUACAUAUUAAAGUAUUAUUAUUGUAUGUAAACGAAAUACUACAUGGAACUUUCCGCUUUCUGAGCAGGAAAUCAUAUCAAACACACCACAUCAUAUAAAAAUCUAUUGUACACGCCCAAUAUUGAAAUAUCUUUAGCCUUGACUAGUUAUCAUCUCAUAAUCUACCUCCGUCUAUAUCCCACUGCUUCACGUUAGUCACAACUCAAUUAGCAGAUUCCCCGAAAAUAGAGUUUUGUCUUUUAAAUUCAAGAAUUACUCAACUGUAUUUUAGCAGUAUUUUAAUAUAUUAAUACCACGAUUUGAUAGAAUGGGGUGUCUAAUGUCGCUGCAGGGAAUAAGUUCUGCCGAAAGAUUCUGUAUAAGAAGUAUUUGAGUAAAAAGAAUUAUCAAAUUUGUUAUUGAAAUCAGUAAUAAUUGUUCCUUCACAACAACCUGUUAAUCAGAGCAAAUGAGCAUUCGAUGCAUAAAGAGCUAUUGUGCAAUUGUGGUCAUAGUUGGGAAAUAUGAAAAAUUCGAACAGUAUAACUUGAAAUAUAUAUUUUUUGCAAAUGUUCUAUAUAUUUUUUUAAAAAAAUUUACUUGAAACCACGUGUAGAAUAAUUCUUUGACUAUAUUAUCAAUAUGAUUGAGGACUCACAAUAUUUGAAAAUUUCUAAAAGCUCGGUAGAAACAACAUAACUUCAAUAAUUUGUGUAUCUAGUUCAUAUCGCCAAUUGCUAUAUGGGACUUGCGAUGCACGAGAACAACGGAUUUCAUUACAUGACAAACCAAAUAGAUUUUCUAUAUUACAUUUGAUAAUUAUGAAAUCACCGAGGUCAUUGGUAAGGAGUCAAGAGAUGAAACCUCAUAACCGAUGAUAGGCAAAUUCAAAUAUUGAAGUGCAAUAGGGGAAAAAAUGUGGUGAAAAAAUUGUGGUGCUGAUUUGCACUGUUAUCAAUGUUAGGUAUAGAAAAAUUAGCUUUAACUUUUCUUUAAAUAAAUACUUUUACAGCUACUGUAAAUAGUUCUUCCUCUGGUGCGACCAAAUUCUUGGCAGCAAAUAUUGAAUAUAUGAUAAACUAACAGUUUUCUAAUAUAUACUUUAUGAUCAAAGUGCAUAAUCCAGUCAAUGUACAGAGUGAACCGCAGAGCAUAAUAGUAAAUACUCAAACAAUUAUAAACGAACGCUUGGGAUUUGCCUAGAAAAUCAGCAAACACCGCCUAGGCUUUCAUCCCUCCAGAUGUUCCACUAUAAUAUUUGCCAUCCGUGUUAAUACUAACUUUAAUAAGUUGUAAGGAAAACUUAAUUGUAGAAUAAAUUAUUCCAUGUAUUAGAUGUUUAUGUUGUUUCGUGGAAAUGACUGGAUUGAGCACUCUGGUCGAGACAUAGAUAUUUAUCUAACUUGUAAAACAGUAAUUUUAGUAUCAAUGAGCAAGCGGCUGGUAUUCUACAUGGUAGAAAUCAAUCGAUUCCCAUCAAUGGAGAUUCUAUUGAUCAUUGAAUCACCGAUAGUCAAAUAGGUAUGCCCUUGGGGUCAAUAAAAUAAAUAAAAUCAGUUAAAACAUGAUUAUAGCCGAUAGACUGAUUAAUAGUGGGCGAUCAAUUGACCUCUUAACUCGAGGCAAUGAAGGCGAAUUGUUGAUAACAUACGUGAUGCAUACGUAAUUGGCUCGUACCGUAGUAUUCAGGUUUUGCAUUUUGCAGUUUGACAUAUGGUUCGAAAACUCACGUGUACUGAGUCGAUCUGCGAUAACAAAUUCAAGACUACGGAUCAACCAUUGUCAGAAAUAUACCGAUAGAGUAAUAGUAUCGAAGAACUUUUCUUGAUCAAUGUAGAAGACAGCCGUUAAAGCCGACUGCUAGCUUAAUUAGCUAGGACUCAAAGUCAAACUAACUUAACUUUAAGUAUUUUAAGCGAAUUAAUAGAAUACAUAGGUGCCAAAAUGAAAUAAAGCAGAGACUUGUAUGUAAUUUAGUAUCUAGGUAAUUGUUAUUUGUCUAUGCUGUGAUUUACAGUUUUCAGUUAUAUUCAGAGGGUAACAACCACUCGUCAAGAAAUGUAAUCAAGUACGACAACACUAAAAAAAGUGGUCCCCUAAUAUUAGAUCUACAAACCUAACACUGAUCAUCACUACAUGAAGUAGAUCGUACAAAAUACGUGCCUGCAACUGAAGUGAUUUGAGGCAAAACAGGCUGCGACAUACAGAUAAAAGAGUUGGUUUGUUCGCUUGGUAAAUUCUCAUUUGAAGUAGUUACAACUUGAAAAAUAUCAACGGCUUAACAACCGACAAUCACAAAUAUUGGUAGAACCAUAUUUCACCUGGAAUAGCUAAGGUGCACACAUUAAGGACAAAUGCAACAACACUAUAUUUCAAUACGACCAUUGUAUGCUGAUGUAUAAAUUAAUAUUUUAUCCUGUAUAUGUGAUCAAACAAUUGAUAGAUAUUCUAAUUUUUAAUAAUAAAGGCUUUACUCUUUUAA